Nannospalax galili (Upper Galilee mountains blind mole rat) is the source of this 789-nucleotide messenger RNA. RefSeq names its product membrane cofactor protein-like. Gene Ontology annotation, biological process: negative regulation of complement activation, classical pathway. The record is from RefSeq and is a predicted model, not a curated record. The transcript has a single exon. The coding region runs from base 1 to 789 and encodes 262 amino acids. Lineage: Eukaryota; Metazoa; Chordata; Mammalia; Rodentia; Spalacidae.
AUGGUGCCGCUCCAACACCCCCAGAGUCACAUUGCUCCUGGGUGCUUCCUUGGAACCUUUCUAGUGGUUCUACUGUCCACAUGCUCGGAUGCCUGUGGUAAGCCACCAACAUUUGAAAGCAUGCAGAUCGUUGGCAUCCCUAAGAUCACUUAUGGGGCUGGAGAAAGAGUAGAAUAUGCCUGUAAACCAGGAUAUACACGAAGAACUUCAAAUAUCUCCACCGUUUAUGAGGCAAAUGGCCAGAGGUCAGCCAUUUCAAAGAACGCUUGUUCCAAAAAAUCAUGUCAACAGCAGAAUGAUCCUUUAAACGGGAAGAUACACCUUAUAAAUGAAAGUAUUCAGCUUGGAACACAAAUUAAAUUUGUUUGUAAUAAGGGUUUUUACUUAAUUGGCAGCAAAAUUCUGCGUUGUAUUGUUAAAGGAUCAAAUGUGCAGUGGAAUGACCAGCCUCCACAAUGUGAAAAGAUUUUAUGUGCACCACCUCCAAAGAUAAAUAAUGGAACCUUCUCCCCGAGCCACAAGGACAUAUUUGGAUAUAAUGACGUAGCAACGUACAAAUGCGAUGAAACAUCUGGUGGGGAUGAAUUCUCACUUGUUGGAAACAGCCAGAUUCAUUGCUCUGGCAAGGAUGUAUGGAGUAGUGACCCUCCUGAGUGCAAAGUGGUCAAAUGUCCAUAUCCAGUCAUUAAAAAUGGAAAGCUGACAUCAGGAUUUAGUAAGAAAUAUUACUACAGUGCAAAGGUCAUGUUUAAAUGUAACCAGGAGCUUUUCCUCACGGAAGUAACAUAG